Molecule: messenger RNA, 2552 nt
Organism: Trachymyrmex cornetzi
Lineage: Eukaryota; Metazoa; Arthropoda; Insecta; Hymenoptera; Formicidae
Gene: okr
Product: DNA repair and recombination protein RAD54-like okr
Exons: 10
Coding region: 150-2384 (744 amino acids)
Biological process (GO): reciprocal meiotic recombination; double-strand break repair via synthesis-dependent strand annealing
Cellular component (GO): nucleus
Molecular function (GO): ATP binding; DNA translocase activity
Source: RefSeq, a predicted model, not a curated record
CCGUCUUGAAUUUGCCCAUUGAUUGAAUUUGAAAUGAUUCGAAAAAGAUGUUUAAUCUUUUUAGCGGUUCGCGCUAUUUAUAUCGUUAGCAAUAAAUAAUGAAGUAAGCGAGCUGAUUUUCAAAUAAAAUGAGUGCUUGAACGCGUGAGAUGAUUCGAUCAUUGGCUCCUAGUCAAAGAGGAAAGCGGCCUUUGCUCUUGGAUAUACCACAUGACAUUGUAGAAUUAACUCAGUCUGAAAAUUGUACACAAGAGUCCAAAAGAAGAACCAAGAAUGUCAAAGAUAUACAAAUACCAGAACGCAAAGCUGUUCCUCUUUCUGAUAAUGGUAUCUGCACGAUGCAAAAAAUAAUAUCCGAGCACGAAGAGAGAGUAAGGAAACUUCUCAGUAAACCUUUUCAAAUACCAAUACCUGGUUACCAAUUAUCUGGACGAGUUCUUGGAUUACGUCUACCAGGACCACGUAGGCCAUUGCAUGAUCCUGACGAACCCAACGCAUUAAUUGUUUAUUCACCACCAGAAUUAUCAGAGCAUGAUAGACUGAAAGUAGAUCCAUGUAAGCAACUUGUACAUGUAGUUGUAGAUCCUGUAUUGUGCAAUGUGUUACGACCGCAUCAACGUGAAGGUGUCAAAUUUAUGUAUGAGUGUGUAACAGGCAAAUGUAUAGAAAAUGCAUAUGGCUGCAUCAUGGCAGAUGAAAUGGGACUUGGUAAAACAUUGCAAUGCAUAACUCUGUUAUGGACGUUGUUGAAGCAGGGUCCAGAGGCUAAACCACUAAUAGAAAAAGCAAUUAUAGUCGCGCCUAGCUCUUUGGUGAAAAAUUGGUACAACGAAAUUAACAAAUGGUUGAAUAAUAUGGUCAACACUCUUGCUAUCGACGGAGGGAAGAAAGCAGACAUUGACACGCAACUCAUCCGUUUCAUGAAAACUUAUGGCAGAUGUGUAACUCCCAUUCUCAUUAUAAGUUAUGAAACGUUUCGUUUACAUGCACACGUUCUGCAUCAAGAUGAAGUGGGCCUCGUAUUGUGUGAUGAAGGUCACCGUUUAAAGAAUUCUGAAAAUCAAACGUAUCAAUCCUUGAUGGGUUUGAAAGCUAAAAGAAGAGUGUUGCUUAGUGGAACGCCAAUACAAAAUGAUCUUUUGGAAUACUUUUCCCUCGUACACUUUGUUAAUCAAGGAUUAUUGGGAACUGCGCAGGAAUUUCGAAGAAAAUAUGAGACGCCCAUAUUACGUGGCCAAGACGCGGCUGCAACAGACGCAGAACGUACACUCGCUCAAGAACGUUUGUCUGACUUGGUAUCCAUUGUUAAUAAAUGUCUGAUUAGACGUACUAGCGCUUUACUUUCGAAAUAUUUACCAUUGAAACACGAACUCGUGGUAUGCAUAAAGAUGGGAGAGCUGCAAACGCGGCUGUAUAAGAAUUUCAUACAAAGCGAUAGUAUAAAAAGAUCUAUGGAAGAGAAUGAUAAUCCAAAGAAAGCAGGCAGUCUGUCUGCUUUAGCAGCCAUAACUCUCUUAAAGAAGCUGUGCAAUCAUCCCGACUUGAUAUAUGACAAAAUCAAGGAAAAGGCAGACGGAUUCGAAAAAGCUGCAUCAUUGUUACCACCAAAUUACUCUACAAAAGAACUGAUGCCAGAAUUAUCAGGCAAACUGAUGGUUCUGGAUUGCCUACUAGCGUCUAUUAAAACUACAACCAACGACAAAAUAGUACUUGUAUCCAAUUAUACGCAGACUCUCGAUUUGUUUGAGAAACUCUGCCAUAAACGUUCCUAUAAUUAUGUGAGGCUCGACGGGACGAUGACAAUUAAGAAGAGAGCGAAAGUAGUCGACAAUUUUAACAGUGACAGCAGUAACGAUUUCAUCUUUAUGCUCAGUUCGAAAGCCGGUGGAUGUGGUUUAAAUCUUAUAGGUGCAAACCGUCUCGUCAUGUUUGAUCCAGAUUGGAAUCCCGCAAACGAUGACCAAGCGAUGGCCAGAGUGUGGAGAGAUGGUCAGAAGAAACCGUGCUUUGUUUAUCGUUUUCUUUCUACUGGAACGAUAGAGGAGAAAAUUUUUCAGAGACAAGCCCAUAAAAAAGCAUUGAGUUCCACGGUGGUCGACCAAGAGGACGACGUGGCGAGACAUUUCACCAUAAACGAUUUGCGCGAUUUAUUCAAGUUGGAGGAGAAUACUGUUUCUGAUACGCAUGCAAAAUUCAAAUGCAAACGUUGUAUUAAUGGCAUCGAGGUGAAAGGUCCUUCGGAGCAAUCCGAUUGCAAUUCCGAUCUGUCCGACUGGCGACACUCAUAUAAUCCACGGCAUUUGCCGGAUAUACCGUUACGACAAUGUUGGACUAGCGGUAUUUCGUUCGUUUUCCAUCAUCGUUCGCAUGAACAAAUAAAAUGACUCUUGUCUAAUGACAAUCUGUUGGUAAUUUAUUUCGAAAUUUUACAUAAUUGUAAGAGUUAGAUAUUGCAAACAUCGACAAGAAAUAUUGUAACUGUAACAAAUUAUCUUGUUAAAACAUUUAUUUAAGCAAAUUUAGUUUUUCUUUCUUGAAAAUAAAAAUGUAAC